Baudoinia panamericana UAMH 10762 is the source of this 1123-nucleotide messenger RNA. RefSeq lists its product as uncharacterized. The record is from RefSeq and is a predicted model, not a curated record. The transcript has a single exon. Bases 388 to 1053 code for a protein of 221 amino acids. Lineage: Eukaryota; Fungi; Ascomycota; Dothideomycetes; Mycosphaerellales; Teratosphaeriaceae.
UUGAUAUUGAACACGGCAUACAACAACAUACCGACUCUCGUUCAACACUACCUUAUACAAGCGAUCAUCCCUAUGCGAUCGUACACCUCUAUAACUAAGGUGUCAUUCAUUCGUUUGCCAUUGACCGCUUAAGAUAUCUACAACGACGUUGCGAUAGAAUCGCCACUUGGACAGCCGCAACUUCCAUCUCGGACGCUUCGCCGCGAACAGCCGUAUAUCUGUGAUCCAGCAACGACUCCCAACAAAACUCCUCGCGUUAACAACGACUUACCAACAGUCUACCAUCCCCACCCAGGCCCGUCACGAGCAGAUCUGGGCGUCACCACGCCUCUAAGCGUCUCUACAACGCAUCUUUGUCUCACCUGCGUGUACAUUGCCACCGAGGAGAUGGCAGCAACGACCUGCUCUUGCAGCCACAGCAUGUUCGAUGGCCGCGGCUGUUGCCCGGCAUGCUUUGAGCGACAACACCAACGCCAUUAUCGGCUGUCCGGACGCCGUGAAGCCCUUCGUGAGCCCACGCAGGGCGCACGUCGGUCUUCACCUUCCGCAGUUGCCGUCAUCAACGAAGCUUUUCUCCAUGGCGAGGACGAGGAUUCUCUGCAUUUGCUACCUGCCCAUCUCUAUCGCGAGCCUAGAAGGCGUGCAUCCACGCGGGCAUCCAGCUCUGCAGCAAUUCCAGCCCGGACGUUGGCCUUCCGCCAUCAGGAUGACCAAGUGGGACCGGUGGUGGGACAGUCUGUGAGUCGAGGCUCAAGUCCAUGCGCGACUCCAGUACCCAGCCGCAUCGCACAGGACAGCCCGCCGUUCGUGACUCCUCGACACAGCGAUGAGCAUGCACGUCCAGAAGCGAGCCAGCUCGCGCGGCCGCAGACGCCAGAUAGUGGUAACGGUGUCGGGAUGAAGACCGAUGCGUACUCGCCUAUGGCUGCUCCAUUUGCGAGCUUGCGACACAGAGAGCUAUCUGUAAGCCCUAGGAAGAGAAUGGGUGAGGCUGUGAAGCAAGAACGGACAAGCCUGGAGAUGGAGAUGCGGUUGUUUGACGGGCCCGCCUAAAUUACUUGGUUGCCGGAUUUUGUGAAGCGUUCGAUAGCGAGUAAGGUGUUGGCGGAGGUUAGAUGUUGGA